AUGUAUAGUUCCCUGCCAUGGAGGUUGCAUCCUUCUACGCCGGGUCUAACUUCCCUCCAGGGCGCCUAUUGCGGCACGGCUUAUGCAGGAUACUCGAUGAUUUAUACCCCGGGAUAUUAUGUCCAUACCUGGAACCUGCGCAAUGGAGACCUAGUCAGACCUCUCUAUCUUAUCCUCAUCUACGGCUGCUGCUACUCGGCCACUCUCCCCUUUAUGAAGACCGCAAUUCUGCUCGACUGGUGUAGGGUAUUCGUCCCCAUUGACCGGACGAGAAACGCCUUUUGGUGCGGGUGCAUGGCGGUGGCUACGCUGCAGUGCGUCUGGGGACUGCUCUGCAUCAUCCUUCUGAACAUGCAAUGCAGGCCGCACGAAGCCAACUGGAAGUUCUAUCUUCCCAGCAAGUGCUACUCCCUGCCGGACGUGAUGCUCACCUCUGCGAGCGUACAGGUAGCCUCGGACAUCAUCAUGUUCAUUCUUCCGCAAAGAAUCAUCUGGCGACUGCAGAUGACAUGGCAAAAGAAGCUUGGUAUCUCCGUCAUAUUUGGUGCAGGCAUACUUCCCUCCGUUGCCGCCUGCUUCCGCCUCGCCCACACUGUCGGCUUCGCAAAGACAACAGACACAAUGUAUCUGAUCGGCCCCUUACCAUUCUGGGCUUGCGGCGAGAUGACCUGCGGGUUCUUCAUUUUCAGCGUGCCCUGUCUCUCCAAGCUUAUCAUGGAAUCUGGACUUCCCCGCCAUGUUAAGAUCUCGCUCGGCUUUGCUCCUAAACCUAGUCAUCCAUCGGACGACGAAGGACAAGAAAGCAGGUCGGGAAACUCUGGUCCGCGCUUUAGACUGCAUCCUAUGCAGGCCUGGGGAGGCACAGACACAAUGUGGUCGAGGAUCGAAGGGGGCGAUGAAAACUUAAGGGAUCUAAGACAGUCCGAGUCCCAGACAAAUCUAUAUAGCGGCGAUAAGGGAGUGCAUGUUUCAAGGACGGUGGAGGUCAAUGUUUCGCAAGGGAACCCUUGA
Molecule: messenger RNA, 1011 nt
Organism: Aspergillus versicolor CBS 583.65
Lineage: Eukaryota; Fungi; Ascomycota; Eurotiomycetes; Eurotiales; Aspergillaceae
Exons: 3
Coding region: 1-1011 (336 amino acids)
Source: RefSeq, a predicted model, not a curated record